CAUGCAUUUGACAGCUGAUUUGUGCAACAUGCUGAAAUUGAAAUAAAUUCAUAAUAAACUUUAUCAAGAAAAUAAUACAAUUCAUAGCUUGUUUAUAGUAACAAAAAUAGUUUCAGUUAAAUAGCGUGACAAAUAAUAAUAAAACAAAAUGGCUCGCGGAAAGGAUAAAAAGAAACGCAAAUUGGAAAAGAAACAAGAGGGAGACGAAGGACCAAAGAAAGUUCCCCACACAUUGGAAUCGCUCCGUGAAAAAGAUGAAACUAUGUUGGCACAUGCUGAAGCAGAAGAACAAGAAGAGGCACAAAAAGAUAUGGAACUAGAUGAAUUGUCUUCAUAUUUUGAAAACAGCUAUGAGCCCAAGGUUCUGAUAACAUACUCUGACAACCCACACUCAAAGACUAGAACAUUUGGCAAAGAGCUGAGUAGAAUGAUACCCAAUUCUUUAUCACGGUAUAGACAAAGGUCAUCAGUAAAAAGGAUAAUCCAGUCAUCUAUCAGGGAACAAGUAACUGACGUCAUAAUAAUAAACGAGAAUCAGAAGCAACCUAAUGGUUUUUUACUAAUCCACCUCCCAAAUGGACCCACAGCACAUUUCAGAUUAUCCAGUUGUAAAAUCACUAAGGAACUCAAAAAGGAUCAUAAGGAAAUUACAACACACAGACCAGAGGUGAUACUCAACAACUUCAGCACGCGGCUGGGGCUGACGGUGGGGCGCAUGCUCGGCGCGCUGUUCCACUACGAGCCGCAGUUCCGCGGCCGCCGCGCCGUCACCUUCCACAACCAGCGCGACUACAUCUUCUUCAGGCACCAUCGGUACGAGUUUACUCCAGACGGCAAACGCGCCAAGCUGCGCGAGCUGGGGCCGCGCUUCACGCUGAAGCUGAUCUCGCUGCAGCAAGGCACCUUCGACUCCAAGCGCGGCGACUACGAGUGGAUCAUCGCCGGCCGCCGCCACCAGAUGGAGACGUCCAGACGACGCUUCUUUUUAUAGAUUAAUAAAAUUAAUUAUCUACGCGAA
This is a messenger RNA of Bicyclus anynana (squinting bush brown), 1018 nucleotides long. Its product is annotated as probable ribosome production factor 1. The record is from RefSeq and is a predicted model, not a curated record. Bases 149 to 991 code for a protein of 280 amino acids. NCBI's taxonomy places the organism in Eukaryota, Metazoa, Arthropoda, Insecta, Lepidoptera, Nymphalidae. The transcript has 6 exons. Gene Ontology annotation, cellular component: nucleolus; preribosome, large subunit precursor. Gene Ontology annotation, molecular function: rRNA primary transcript binding. Gene Ontology annotation, biological process: maturation of 5.8S rRNA; maturation of LSU-rRNA.